GGCUUGCCUUCGGUCCCCCUCCUUCCCUCCCUCCCUCCUGCCUCCUCCUUCCUUGCCUCCGUAACCACUUCUGUUUAGAGUGCCCUUUGUCACGUCUCUCUGGGAUUCUUAAACGUGCGUCGGUGAACUUGACGGGCGUCAGACACCUCGUCACACUACGCCACGCUACGCUACUUUCUCACAUUUACUCCUACACCAUUAUAGGGACUUGGCUUUGUGGUCAAAGCUCAUGCUAGAAUUCAAGUAAAAUUUUCUUCUCUUUGCCUUUCCUUCUCUGCCGGGGAAUUCUCUCUUUCUCAAUUCUCACUACAACGUACCUUCCUUUUUGUAUUUUUUGGCCUCACGAAACAAAAAGGGAGGACCAUUCAGCUCAACCAAUACUCUUACUACUACUACUACUUAAUAAAGUUCACUCACCAACACAACAGAAGCAAAUAUUACGUACCAACUACGAGUUGUUGUAGAGAGUAUUUGGGUUUGAUCGAUGGGGAAUUGCCAGGCGGCAGAAGCGGCCACGGUGGUGAUUCAGCAUCCGGGGAACAAAGUCGAGAGGAUUUACUGGUCCGUCAGCGCUCACGAGGUCAUGUCUUCCAACCCCGGCCACUACGUCGCACUUGUCAUCAGCUCAUCGACAGCGACGAGGUCGGAGAAUGGUACACCGGUGAAGCAGCUGAAGCUUCUCCGUCCUGAUGACUCUUUGCUUAUGGGACAAGUUUACAGACUCGUCAGCUUCGAAGAUGUACUGAAAGAGUUUGCCGCCAAGAAAUCGGUGAAACUUGGAAAACUGCUAAAGGAGAGUGGUGGGCUCGUUCUGGAUACCAAGACUAACUUGUCUGCUCCCACUCCCAACUCCAAUUCCAGGCCCAGAUUGGUGAAUGGAAAUUCGUCGCUUAUUAAGGGUGCACACGAGGGCUAUGGAGCAGGUAGCAGCAGUAGUAGCGGAAUGGGCAGCAACAGUGGUAGCAGCAGCAACAGAGGCGUGGGAAGGCAUCAUAUUGGUCAUGUUGGGCAGUGGAAGCCAGCCUUACAGAGUAUUGCAGAGAUUGGAACUUGAACUCAGCCUAAAGAGAUUUGCCAGGACUGGUACUACAACGUAGUGACGUCCUAGUGCUACUCCUGAUGGUCUUUAUCCCCUUUCCGCACAAAUUAUAGAUUCUCUUGCAUGCUGCUUUUUCAGAAGAUGCAUGAUUCAUGCAUGUACAAAAGCACUCGUCAUCAGUUACCAGUUUUCUGUAUUUGCGUGAACAAUUCCCUCUUGCAUUGAUGUUCUUUUGUAUAAAUGAAUGAAAGAAGCGGCCGGGAGGGACCAUUUCAUUUCUAUUAGCUUGUGACGUCUUCGCUGGA
Messenger RNA from Coffea eugenioides, 1344 nucleotides. RefSeq lists its product as uncharacterized. NCBI's taxonomy places the organism in Eukaryota, Viridiplantae, Streptophyta, Magnoliopsida, Gentianales, Rubiaceae. The record is from RefSeq and is a predicted model, not a curated record. The transcript has 3 exons. The coding region runs from base 485 to 1054 and encodes 189 amino acids.